AUGCUUAUUUACGUCGGCAAACUCAACUACUCCCCAUACGCCAGCGAUGAGCUGUUCACCGUUGUCUUCCGAGACAAUCUCCAAAUUGGAGACAGGGUCUCUGUCAUUCUGCAAUGGACCAAAGACGCGAGCGGAAAAACGAAAGUGAACUCUACUGCCCAUGGUACUGUCAACAAGGUGUCUAUCAAUGGGUCUGGAGAGAAAGAGAUUGAGCUAUUCUUCGAUCAGAAGGACACUACCUAUUAUUGGUAA
Messenger RNA from Penicillium paradoxum, 252 nucleotides. RefSeq lists its product as uncharacterized. The coding region runs from base 1 to 252 and encodes 83 amino acids. The record is from RefSeq and is a predicted model, not a curated record. Lineage: Eukaryota; Fungi; Ascomycota; Eurotiomycetes; Eurotiales; Aspergillaceae. The transcript has a single exon.